Messenger RNA from Varroa destructor (honeybee mite), 3817 nucleotides. RefSeq lists its product as uncharacterized. Gene Ontology annotation, molecular function: RNA polymerase II cis-regulatory region sequence-specific DNA binding; DNA-binding transcription factor activity, RNA polymerase II-specific. Gene Ontology annotation, biological process: regulation of transcription by RNA polymerase II; anatomical structure development. The record is from RefSeq and is a predicted model, not a curated record. NCBI's taxonomy places the organism in Eukaryota, Metazoa, Arthropoda, Arachnida, Mesostigmata, Varroidae.
UCGGGCCCAACAACGCCCUAAAACAGCAGGAAUUUUGGAUGGAGAACGAGCCACCCACUAGUUGAGCGGUCCAGAUAGCGUAGCUGUGUAACAGACUGCCGUAGCUACUUGGCCAAGCUGAAGCAAAACUGUUAAGUGACCGAAAAUAGCGUGAACAAAGUAAGCUUCAGCGACCGCAAAAAUACGCUUCAAACGCUUGGAGAACAACCAUCCCAUUCCGUGUCUGUGAGGAGCCCAAGUGCGUGUUUUGUUAUUGUCAUAAUCGAAUUAAUGCAAGCUGUGUGAGUGUGUAUUCGUUUGUUGUCAUCGUUGGGGUUACUCUCGUGACAGAAGAAAUGGUGCCUCAUCCAUAAGUCAUCGACAGUUACAAGUACUAACUUGUCCGUGAGUUCGACUGUACACGAUUAAACACAGCUCGUGAAGAAACUUCUGACCGAGGUCAGUCCCACGGUCAAUUGUAGCGGCAGUCCUGCCACAGCUACAGUUUCGUGGGUACGUAAACUUACGUUACUUGUACUACAACUACCCGAGACUACUACAAGUAGUACUACUACAAGAAUACCGAGUUCGCCUGCUGUGUUGCAUUUGUGAAACCCGGACGUCGGCUGAAACUUACUACUCCGUGAGGAAUCGUCUCCUCUCCAGGUUUCGAACUCCUGACGGAACCCCACGAUCUAACUAGUCUACCUCAGAUGAGUGGAAGGUAAUAUAUCGACAAAGGCGUGCAAUGCAGUGACGAGACAUGCAGUGACAAGUUGCUUUUGUGCGCGUGCCCGAAGGACGGUUACAGGUCAAAGGACGGGGCGCUUUCUGUGUACUAGAUCUUGGAAUAGUGGGGCUAUUUGGGACCGUUUAGGUGAAAGCGGCAGAAGACUAGGCAUAGCAAGGAUGUCAUCGGGUGAUGGUAUGACUGGAAUGGGAGGUGGAAUGAACUCGUGGCAGGCGAUGACUGGCCCGUUGGAGCCCGCUUCAUCUCCACCAUCGUGGCCUCCGUCCAUUGGUCAUGGAGCACCAUCUCCUGCUACUCACAAAGCUACGACUCACAUGUCCGUAUCAAGUGCACUAUCCACGAUCCGGCCGUUGUUUGCAGGAUACCCAUUCCAAGGAGACCGGUUCAAUUAGACCAGGAGUAAUAGGCGGUUCGAAACCUCGUGUCGCUACACCUGACGUAGAGCGACGAAUCGAAGAUUAUCGAAGAGAAAAUCCCCGAAUCUUCUCUUGGGAGAUCAAAGAUCGCUUGCUUAAAGAGGGCAUUUGCGAUUCGAAUACGGCACCGUCUACCAGUUCAAUAUCUCGACUUCUUCGUGGAAACGGUAGCGAUCAGCCAGGAAGUGGCGGUGCUUACGAGCAUGGUACAUCUGAAGCCGGGAGCGAUGAUGAUAAAAAAAUGUUCGAGCUCGGCCUAAACCAGGACAUUAUGAAUAAUCACAGUCCAGCCAGUUUGGGAAUCAGUCCACUGUCGAGUAGUCCUUUAACCUUCGGCCCGAGUACUAGCCCUGUUCAGUCUCAGACGAACAUUGCCUGCGGAAAUACUACAAAACAACAUAAACACACUAUCGACGGAAUCCUCGCGCCAGAUUCGCGCAUCAAAGAUGACUCAAGCCUCGAUCUCGAUGAUAACAACUCUGGUGCUUCGUCGGAGCAGGAGGAUGGCGAGGUCGGGAUCACGCUCAAAAGAAAACAACGGAGAUCGCGGACGACAUUUACGGCACAACAGCUGGAUGAGCUAGAGCGUACGUUCGAGCGAACUCAAUACCCGGACAUCUAUACCCGUGAGGAAGUAGCCCAGCGGACUCGUCUCACCGAGGCUCGUGUGCAAGUUUGGUUCAGUAAUCGACGCGCUCGCUGGCGCAAACAAAUUGGACAUAACGGCCAACAUCAUCCUCAGACACAUUCGGCUCAUAGUGGUCACCCUGUGCACGCCGGUCAUCAUGGGACGCAUCUGCCAGCUGUCGGUGGCUUUCCUGCCCUUGCUUCACCGUCGGUUUACUCCUCAUCGGCCUACGGUGGCCUGCUCAACGAGGCGGUGUCCCCCCAAUCCUCGCUUGGCCCUGGCACCGUCUACCAUACAUCAAACCCCACUCCUCAAUCCCAACCUGGAGCGAGUCAGCAGCAGGCUGGGCCGCAACAGCAGCAAGAUCAAUGCUCAAGUGCAGCAAAUGCGGCAAGCGCAAACGUGACUAGCACCGACAACACGAAUCCACGCAACAACCAUGAGUCGGAUAGCGGACUCACAUCGCAUCCGUGCCGCGAGGACAGUGACUUGGCCUCAUUGACAGCUACUAGUGGAGGUGGCCACUCGGAGAGCAGCACGGCUGGGCUUCAGCAUCAGACCGGAGGUGCCUACCCCGCAGUGGGCGCAUUAGGCCUUCAUGCAGUGGGUGUUGGUGUUGGGGUGGGUCAGCUUGCCUCACAGGAAUACCACUCACAUGCAGUUACUCCGGCUGGAACAACCCACGGCCAUGCCGCGAUCGACGACCUCAUGCCUUGGAACCGUCCGAACGCAUGGCCCACCCAGGGCAGUAUUGGCCAGGCCACUCAGGCGCCAGGAGUUAAUAAUCACCAUAUGUCGGCCGCGGCAGCAGCUAUGUGUCAUGGAGCUCCUACCCCGCAGAAUGGAACUGCCACGUUUAACGAAGUAUUCUCUCCAGCACCAGCUGCUAACGGCUACUUAACGGGGGCGGACUUUGGUCAGUUUUAUUACCCGGGUGGGCAGUUGAGUGGAGCCGGUCUUCGAGGUUUGACACUCUAAAAUCUCCGAGACAAUACCAAGAGCUCCGCCUCUACCUUUGCACUAAAUAGAGUAGCUUGAAGAAAAAAAAGAAGACACUACAACAAUGAUACAUAAUGGGCAAACGUGACCACGAGACGAAGAGUGGAAUAGCUGUGAACGGAAAGCAAGCGAGAUAUUCACGAUGUAAAUAUGUUGUGCGAGUGCCUAUUUUUUUGUGACUGAAAGAUAAAAGCAGAUGUUGUUUCGAAGCGUUAAAAGGACGCUUCGUCAAUAUAACACAGUUAAAAUUUUCUGCAGUUUCGGCCAUUUUAAUAGAAAGUGGGGCAGUAAUGAUUUUUGCGUUCGGCAGGAUCGUAUGAAAUUAGACCUUCAGACCGUGUUCAAUAUGUUGAAAGAUCAACAACCUCAGCCAGGUAUCACUGAUUUGGGAGUUCGGUAGAUUUUCAAUGGUAUAGGAAAUUUACUAUAUUGGCGUUUGCUGGAAGUUCCAAUAGCAGAUAUGUUCAAAGUCAGGACUGCAACUGCAUGUAACCUACUUCCUGUUAAUACAAAUAUAUCUCGUAUGUUUCCUGUUUUAUCAAAUAGAUUUCGUCGUCAAUCUACUUGCUACUUCGGUGCAGUUACAUCCAAUUUGUUUGCACCAUGUGCGUACGAAUCUAUCCAUCUCCUCCUGCUACUGGAACUUAAUCUAGGUUUGCGAUAUAAAGAUCGUCAGUCAAUUAGAGAUUGAAGUGUCCUAGGAAACAUCUGCUGCUGCAGGGAUGACGAAGAGGAUCACUGAGAUUUGUUUAGAGCAGAAGGUGUUUGUGGAUAAUGUUUAGUGCAAUUGUCAUUGAAAAAAAAAAACUGAUACGACGGGUAUUCAGUAAGGACGUGUACAAACUGACGCAGAGGGAGAUGCUGUUUGGAUUCAUUCAGACAUAAUGGUAAAUUAUCAAGCGGCAUGAUUAAUAGAUGAGAUCUAGGAAUAGACGUUUCCCUUAAACCGCUCGUGUAUGCACUUUAGCGGUACGCAGGGGAGAGCCAGCGUAAGCCGAAAACCAAUAAACGUUAUCGAAAAUUGUAAAUUUUAUCUCAAGGGAU